Triticum urartu is the source of this 1679-nucleotide messenger RNA. RefSeq lists its product as uncharacterized. The record is from RefSeq and is a predicted model, not a curated record. Gene Ontology annotation, molecular function: protein binding. NCBI's taxonomy places the organism in Eukaryota, Viridiplantae, Streptophyta, Magnoliopsida, Poales, Poaceae.
CGGCACUUCUCCACCGUGACUGCGACUGCCACUGCGACUGCGACUGCUCUCUCCUGACUGGAGUCAGUGUCUCGGGUGCUGCUGACCCGCCGUCUUCUCCGCUUGCCGUGCCGCCAUCGCCAUGGAUGGGGUUUCGACGGAGCCUCGCCACCCGCUCCUGCAGGCCGUUCUCGACGGCGACCUCCGCCUCCUCAAAGAGAUGGCGGGCGUCGUGGCGGCGGACGUCGGCAUCAGGGCGCGCGCGCUGACUGUGGCGGUCAUGGAAGGGCGGCUGGACAUCUGUAGGUGCCUCGUCGAGGACCACGGCGUCGAUGUCAACCAGCGCACCUUCACAGGUGACACUCCUCUGGCCAUUUCUGCGACUUAUGGGACGCCUGCUACCACCAGAUAUCUUCUGGAUCGUGGUGCUGAUCCAACUUUAGCUGGUGCCCUGUGGCCACCUCUUCAUGCUGCUGCAAGUUUUGGACAAUGUGAGAUAGUGGAAUUGCUGCUUUCAACUGGAAUUGAUGUGGAUCAUUUCGAUUCUGUGUAUGGGACCGCAUUGCAUGUUGCCGCUACUAAUGGUCAAGAUGGCUCGAUGAAUAUUUUGUUGCAGCAUCAUGCAGAUCCUAAUAAGGUUUUCCGCCUUGAUAGUACCCCGUUAAGGCUGGCCAUGAUUUCUGAAUCGCUGGAAUGUGUGAAUCUACUCAUUAAGGCUGGCGCUGAUGUGAAUAAAAUUGACUAUACUGGUGUUACUUACUUGAUGAUAGCAGCGGGCAAUGGCUUAUCUGAUAUCCUGAAAUGCUUACUAGAUGCUGGCGCUAACCCAGAUAUUGAUGAUGGGUUUGGUACAACUCCAAUCGAAAUUGCCGCCCUCCAAGCCAGAUGGGAUAUGGUUGCGACGUUAUUUCCUUUAACUUCUCCCAUUUCAAGAUUGCCGGAUUGGAGUAUUGAUGGAAUUAUUUCUCAUGUGCAAUCUUUUGGUUUGAAGCCGAGGGAUAUACAUCUAUGUGAAGCGAAAAGAGCUGAACUAAAGUUGCAAGCUACAGAGGCUUUUAAGAGAAAGGAAUAUAUCAUAGCAGGAGACCUAUAUACUUGUGCAAUGAGUUUUCAGCCUAGUCCAAAAGGUCUUGCAAACCUGCUAGCACAUAGGAGUUUCUGUAUGUUGCACGCGGGGAUAGGAAAAGAGGCUCUCUCCGACGCUGCUAGGUGCACAGUGCUACGACCUCUUUGGCCCAAAGGUUACUAUCGACUAGGAGCAGCCUUUAUGUUGCUACAGGACUAUGGAAAAGCAGCUCAGACGUUCGAAGCUGGCUUGAAACUGGACCCUACAAAUGCGGAUAUGGCUAACGCUUUAAGGGAAGCCCAAGAGACGGCGAGGAAUCCUCCUCGCACCAGGGGGCUGGAGUGCCUUCACCCAUUUGGAAUGAGACGUUCCUGGAGUGAUUGAGGCGCUGUUUCGUUGCUAUGUCCAGUCCAGGGUAUGCAUGCCUGCCUGUUAUUCUCUUUUCCUAUGUCCAGUCCAAGGUAUGCGUGCCUGUUAUUCUCUGGAGAGACUGAGACUCUGUUUCGUUGCUUAAGACUCUGUUUUGUGUUGAACCGUCCAAGAGUACCGAUCUCAUGUGCUAUAUUGUAGACCGUGUAAACAUGGCUGUCUGUACAUUGUGGUUAUAUAUCGUCUCCGUGAACCAUUGUGGUUA